Paramecium tetraurelia is the source of this 510-nucleotide messenger RNA. RefSeq lists its product as uncharacterized. The record is from RefSeq and is a predicted model, not a curated record. NCBI's taxonomy places the organism in Eukaryota, Ciliophora, Oligohymenophorea, Peniculida, Parameciidae. The transcript has 2 exons.
AUGUGGCUGUCUGUGCCUUAAAUGAUGAUAUCUAUUCAGCUAAAUCUCAAUUAAAAUCUACUGCAUCAAGGAUCCCUCAGACACUUUCAUUCCCAUCGUUUAAGUUUAAUGGUAAUUCUCUAAUCUCCAUCCCUUAGGUAUUACUCUAAAUUAGGAUCUUAAAAAUUGAUUAGAAACUAACUCUUCUUUUCUACUCAUUCUGAAUAUUUACCUGCAAACAAAAUACAAGUUGGAAUCAAAAUCCUCACUUUCGAAGAAUACUCUGAUCUUGAAUUCGAAGAGGAAACAAUCUUUUUCAGUAGAGCUGCCAUAGAUCUAGAUUCAAUGGAACCCAGACCUAAUAUUAAAUUAUGGAAAAAGAGUUGUGUUUGUUAAUUGCCUUAAAACCCUGAUCUGUAGAUGAUUCAGUGUGAUGAAUGUGAUAACUGGUAUCACUUGGAUUGUGUAGAACUUUAAGAUCAAGACAUCACUAAGAUUGAUAAGUAUUUAUGUCCAAGAUGCAAUAAAUGA